Pollicipes pollicipes is the source of this 2375-nucleotide messenger RNA. Its product is annotated as synaptotagmin-1. NCBI's taxonomy places the organism in Eukaryota, Metazoa, Arthropoda, Thecostraca, Pollicipedomorpha, Pollicipedidae. The transcript is spliced from 10 exons. Gene Ontology annotation, biological process: calcium-ion regulated exocytosis. Gene Ontology annotation, molecular function: phosphatidylserine binding; clathrin binding; calcium-dependent phospholipid binding. Gene Ontology annotation, cellular component: exocytic vesicle; plasma membrane. The coding region runs from base 613 to 1938 and encodes 441 amino acids. The record is from RefSeq and is a predicted model, not a curated record.
CGCGGGGCGUGUGACGGGGCGCCGCCGGUGGUGCGAGCGUGACUCUCUGCUUCUGCGCCGGGCCUCUUCGGUGCUGCAGUGUGUCGCCGCUUCGAUGGGGUGGUUCGGAACCGGUGGUGCUCAUCCCAGCUGACAUCUGAAGGUCAUUCCCCUCGACUGGCAGCUGCCGUCCGUCAGGAACAAAGCGUCCGUCGUCGCCUUGGCAACAACCCCGGAACGAUCCCGAUGUAGGCUUGUCCUCGCUAGAGUCACUUUGGAAGAACUGCUGGUGGGCUGUUCGAACACGCCGGGCGAUAAUUUGAACAGGAGUUCUCGACAACCGACUCGGCGACAAGCCGGUGUCAUAUUUUGUUGCAUGGUCUUCGGUGGCGGCGCUGGCCGCGACGUGCUCUGCAGCAUCCCUGAAAACUGUAGCGUUCGACGCGAGCGGACUUGAGAACCCUCAGGCCGAGCGCAAUAUUCGCUGCCAGGCCAUCUCCCGCACACUUGUUCGACCUCGGUUGAGGUCAAACAACCAGCCGCCUCGAGUUACCUGUGAUUGGCUGCGAGUGAAGUCGCGUGACCGCCCUCGGUGACCUUCGGUGAUCCCGUGGCGUGAUCAGCCACGCCGCAAUGGCUGCCGGCGGAUGCCCCAACUGCACAGUGACGUCGGGUGACGUCACAGUACAGGCAGCGCCCAACGCAAACUCCGACGCACAGGUGGCGCUGCUGGUAAUCCUGCCGACGGUGGCAGUCUCCGCCGGCUGCUGCCUGCUGGUCGCGCUGCUGCUGUGGCUGCGGCACCGCCAGCGCCGGGACAAGGAGCGGCAGCCGCUGAAGCAGCAGAUAACCGCUGUCCGGCCCGAUCAUCCGGUGGCGUUCGUGCUCCCCACGGUGACCAUCAGCGAGACGGGCAGCGAGCCGGUCAGUGACCUCUCGGCGCUGAGUCACUCGUCAAGCUCUUCGUCACUGGCGACCUUCCAGUCAAACAGGUCCUGGACGGGAGCCCGUCCCCGGCCGGUCUUUAAUCCCGACACCAUCAGUGCAGAGCUGUAUGAGUACGCCAGCCCAGUGACGUCACCGGAUACGACGUCCGAGUCGGAGGGCGGGGCCCGCUUCUCCAGCGGCGGCUCACUGGGAUUCUGCCUGCGCUAUGACGUCACCAGACAGCACUUGACCGUGCGGGUCGUGGGUGCGCGCCAUCUACCGGCCAAAAUACGCAAAGGGUCGGCAGACGCCUACGUGAAAGUGUGCGUGCUUCCCGAGAAGAAGCAGAAAUACACGACGCGUGUGGUGCGCAACACGCAGGACCCCACUUUCAACGAAGAGUUCGUGUUCGCGCUGCGGCGCGCGCACCUGGACCACAAGGCGCUGCGGCUCACGGUCUGCGACUACGACAAGUUCUCUCGUCGGCUGGUGCUGGGCCACGUAGUGUUCCCCCUCAGCAGGGCCAACAUCAGCAGUCGGCUGACGGCGGACGUGGUGACGGGGGAGACCUGGCUGCAGCUGGAGGAGCGCCUCCCCGAGCAGGAGAUGGACCACAACAAGGGCCAGGUCGAGGUGUCGCUCUGUUACGUGCCCGACGCCGAAAUGAUCUACGCAGAAGCGCUCCGAGCCAGGGAUCUCCGGGUUCCGGAGAGAGAUCUUGUGUCGCUGUUUGUCAAGCUGUCCUGGUACGAGAGGAAGCGCCUGACGCGGACGAAGAAGUCUCGGCCGUGUCGCCACACGCGCGACCCUGAGCUCAAUGAGCGGCUGACGGUGCCUGUGCAGCGAAGCUUUUUGUCCGACGUGUGUCUCGUGGUCGCCGUCUGCGCGCGCAGCAAACUCGGGGUGCGGCAUACCAUCGGAAGGUCCUGCAUUGGACCGAUCUCGUACACAACCGGUACGGGACUCCAGCACUGGAACAACAUGCUCCACUCCACCGGCAAAGCGGUGAAGAUGUGGCAUGAUCUCAGUUGACCUCAGUAGACCUCAGUUUGCCCCAAUUGGCAGUUGUCCAUGUCGUAGAACUGCUUUGGAGUCACUCCAAGUGUCGCGGAGAUGGAGUGUUGCAUUGCACGCACUUUUCGCGUCGUAGAUCAUUGAGAGCUUCCAAGGCUCAACGGAAAGUGAUCGAGUAGCAUGUUGUUUGAAGACAUUUUAUGGUGCGGGUGGGAAAGAGUGACUUGCGUAUGAGCCAAGUGAUGUGUAUCUUUCUGCCGAGUCAGUCACCGGGUGUAGACCCGGCUGUUGCCAUGCAUGAGAAUGUGGUCGCGUUUAGAGGAACAGACAACCACGUUCUGCGAGUGCGCGUCAUGGCACGCAACUUCGGUAGCUUGCGCUCAUUUUUGUCUCCUAAGCGUCGGGCGCUUUGUGAUAGCUUUCGUGCGACCAUUUUUCCCAAGUCGGACAGGAAA